Molecule: messenger RNA, 3058 nt
Organism: Vombatus ursinus (common wombat)
Lineage: Eukaryota; Metazoa; Chordata; Mammalia; Diprotodontia; Vombatidae
Product: dual specificity testis-specific protein kinase 2-like
Exons: 7
Coding region: 430-915 (161 amino acids)
Biological process (GO): protein phosphorylation; actin cytoskeleton organization
Cellular component (GO): cytoplasm; nucleus
Molecular function (GO): ATP binding; protein serine/threonine kinase activity
Source: RefSeq, a predicted model, not a curated record
GAGGGAGAUCAGCUUGCUGCAGAAGCUGUCCCACCCCAACAUUGUCAGGUACCUCGGCAUCUGUGUGAGGGAUGAGAAGCUGUAUCCGAUCCUGGAGGUGAGAGCCAAGGAGAGCCCAGGCUAGAGCUGAGCUGAGCUGAGUGUGAGAGUGGGGAAGGUCCUUAUCAUCCAUCCCCUGGCUUCCACAGGACUCCUCCAACCCUGGCCUGACUAGUGAGACUCUCUCUCUCUGGUGAUAACAGCCCCCAUGGGAGGAAAGCCCCAGACCCCUUGUCUGAUGCUCCCUGUCGUCCCAUUCCACAGGAGAGAAGACAGCUCAGAGAUGGGCAGUAUGUAAAUGGUGGCUGCUUGGAAGAACUGCUGGCCAGAGCUGAGGUACCUCUGAGCUGGAAGGAGAAGGUGGCUCUGGCCUGUGACAUUACCAGGGGCAUGGUGUAUCUACACUCCAAGAAUAUUUAUCAUCGGGACCUAAACUCCAAGAACUGCCUGAUCCGUGUUACAUCUCGGGGCCGGGAGGCCCUGGUUACUGAUUUUGGUCUGGCCCGGGAAGUGGUGGAGGUGCCUGCCUCAGACCCUGAGAGGAAGCUGUCCUUGGUGGGCUCUGCCUUCUGGAUGGCCCCUGAGAUGCUCCGGGGGGAGCCAUAUGACCGGAAGGUAGAUGUGUUCUCAUUUGGCAUUGUCCUAUGUGAGAUCCUGGGUCGGAUUCCUGCUGACCCUGAGGUUCUUCCCCGGACACAGGACUAUGGACUAGAUGUGGCUGCGUUCCAAGGGAUGGUCAGUGAGUGCCCUUCACGUAUCCUAGAUCUGGCUGCCAGCUGCUGCCGGUUGGAAGCUUUGAAGCGGCCAUCCUUCACUGAGCUGCUGGAAGAACUGGAGGAGAUGGCCGAGAUCCUGGACUCCCAAACAGCCAGUUAGCUUUUGGGGUGUGAACCUCGGUGCCUGCUCCCACCUGACCCUCCUGUAGGGACAGACAGGGCUUCCUACGUGACUGAGCCGUAAGCAGAUCCAGAAGGGGACGGUAUCCUGCCUCAGCCUCCAUGGACUUGUUUGAGCGUGAGCUGCGGCUGCUUUCUUAGAAGACUUGGUGACAAAAAGAGUUCAGCAGAUAAUACGGAGAGAGAGUUAUUACAGAAAUAACUCAGAUGGGAACAUUUUCUGGGCCCUUUUGAAGCAAGAGACUUAAAGACUCGUUUGUAAUAUAAAUAGCCAGAAGUGCUCACAGGAUGGAUGGAGGUGAUCAGAUGUCAGAAUUCUACUUUCGCCUGUGGGUUCCAUCCUGAGCACCCUGGAACCCCAAAACUAGUAUGGUAACCAAGGGCCAACACUCGUUUUGGGGAAGGCCAGAGCUGAAAGUCGGUCAAGGGCAGGAACUGAAACUCAAGAGUCUCUAGCCAGCUCCUUCCGCAGCCUCACCAGCUACCUUCUAACCCUGGAGAAGUGUCCACUCUGGGCUCCUGCUUCCCUGACUGGUGACUUCCUCUUCUGGACCACUGUGUCAAGAAAAGUCUCAGCUAGCCUCGAUUUUUACCCCCUGCUCUCUGGACAGCUCCUCUUAUCCCUGCGCAUGGGUACCCUUUCUUUUUCUUCUCUCUGUCCCGUGCCCUCCCUUCUGGAACCUUGAGCCAUGAUUCCAUUAACUCUGGCGGUGUUCUUUCUCCAUUGACUCCUCCAGACCCGGCUCAUGAUCUCUCUAACCAUCCCACCUAAGUGACCUUUCCUGGCCACCACCCUUCUUUGGGUAUAGAAUUAGAAUGUAAGAUCACUGAGGCCAGGGACUGUCUUUACUUUUUGUAUUUGUAUCUCCAUCACUUGAGCGGAUGAAUGAUGGACAGGCAGGUAGGAAGUUAGGAGAAAGAGUUCCUGAGCGAUUAAGAGCCACUGAACUGUGGGCACCAUCUCAAGGUCAUAGCUAUCUCUUAUCUCGUCUGACUCCUCGGAAAGCCCAUCCCCCAAUGAUCAAAGGCCUGAGGCUGCAGGUUCCAAACCUGACCUCUCUGGUCUGUCCAUGAGGAAGCCAAGAGGGCUGCAAGGAGGAGGAGAUCUGUCCAAAAAGCCAAAUUCCACUCCCCCUCCCUCCUUUGACUUGGGUGCUUCCCUGGAAGGAAGUGUCAGUAGAAUCUGGAAAUGAGCUUUCCAGAGCCAGGAGCCACCUUGUUGCUACAGAGGAUAUACCCAGUCAACUCGGAAACCUUUCCUGUGGGUAGCAAUGAAAUGCUUAUCUCUCCCUAGGAUUUACACCCCCACAUAGAUGGACGUUCACUCUUGUGUACAUGUCUUCCCUCCUGCCUUUAUAAGACACUGUGUCCUAACAUUCUCUGUCUAGGUGUCUCAUUCCUUAGUCUGGGUCUCCUCUCAUUCUGCCUGUGUGUCUCUGGGAGGAGAGACUUUCAUAAGCAAAACCCCAGCAGCCUGACCACCCAUGGGUGGGUGUCUAAUGCUUGUUUACCUAUGGCAGCUUCUUCCUUCCCCCAUACUUUCCAAAGAGCAAAAUAGUUUGUAACCCUGUGAACUGUUGUUUUUCCCAAUACUGUCACCUUGAAAGCCCAGCUAGCUUUCUUUGUGGGACAGUGAAGCUGGAAUGGACAAGGGAUAUCCAAACAGACCAGGGGUAACAUGGGGAGCACAAAACAGGAAGCCUGGCUGGCAAGCUUCGGUCUUGCUGGGUGAAUUUGAAAAAGUCACUUAAAACUCUCUGGGCCUUAUUUUCUCCAUGGGAUUAAGAGGGGCCUGCCAAAGUUUCUCCAAAUGUUCUGGAUGAGGUAUGACUUGCCAUGGAUGGGGAGGGAUUGCAGGCACCACCUGGGUGGUUGGACAACAUCUGUGUACCCCCCCCCCCCAUGGGGCUGAGGAUGGGGGAGAAUUCUGUGAAUCCAUGGAUCUUGGUUGUCAAACGUAACCACCAGAUGGCUUGGGGAGAGGGAGGAUGGCCUGGGCAAGGUCAGGAACAUGUGCAAACACAGCACGUACUCCAGAACUGCUCUGGCCCUGCUCCCCUGACCCAAGGUCCCAGGAAAUGUCUCCCUAAACAGAGGAAAUAAAGCUUGUUGAAUUUGAUAAA